GUUGUAAAAUGUAAAGUUUAAAUUGUAAUAAAAUUAGUAAAAUGCGAUUUACCAGAAUCUUUUAAUUUAAUUAAGUUAUUUAUUUGCACGAUUGUUGAUUUUAAGCUGUUCUUUGAUAAUAUUGUUUUAAUUUAACUUUUUAUUGUGUUAUAGUAGUAUAAACAUUUAUCAUCUUAUAUCAAGCCAUUUUCUUAUCCAGGUACAUCAAUAAUUAUAAGUUUUCAUAAAUAAUAAAUACAUAUUUCCUAUAAAAAUGGGUAUUAUUUUUUUAUUACUGGCCAAUUUAAUGUAUAUAAACUUUAACUAAUUCUACAAUUAGAUACCUACUUAAUUAUAUUUGUCCUGCUGAAUACAAAACAUGUGAUCAAAUGUGAUUAACUAAUUAUUUAUAUUUGAAACAGUAAGCAGGUAUAUAGGUAUAUCCAUUCUAUCAUACUUUGCCUUUAAAAUAAAUUCAUUUUUAUUUUUGUAGUUUUUCUAGUCUUCUUAAAUUAAUUUAUAAUAUUUCUUUGAUUUAUAGUUUUUAGUUUUUACUUAAGUGAUAAAUUUAUUAUUAUUUUUUUAAAUUUUGAAUCAAUUGUUUUUCUUAUCUUUUUUUGUGUACUUAAUUUAAUGUACAAGGAUAUCUCAAUACCUCCAUAGAUAUUUCAGGGUUUAUUAUUUUUAUUAUAUUGAUAAAAUGGCUGUUGAUGUAACCAUUUUACAUAAAUUAUCAUAUUGUAUUUAUUUUAUAUUUUGUUCCUAAGCUACCUGUCAUAUUAAAAUUGUUAUUGAUUUGAAUUACUAAAUUGAGUAUUAAGUUAACUGGUGUAUUAAUAGUUUUACAUUCAUUUGGAAAAGGAUUUUAUUUGAUUUUCCAGUUGGUACUUUACCUAAAACAUUCUUGUUUCCCAAAAUUUUUUCAAACAAAUAAAAAAAUCAUUUUAAUUUGAAAUUAAUAAAAUUUACUAAGCUAUACUUAGAUUUGUUAUUUGUUUACAAUAUCUAUAUAUUUAGUUUAAGUACUAAAUUACUCUAAAUACUCUCUCUACCUUCUAAGACUGGUAACAUACCAUGUCAUUUUUGUGGAUCCGUUUAUUUGAUUUUAGAAAUAAUGAUUAAUACCAUUGAUUAUAUUGUGUUACAAACUGAAACUACCUUUACCCUUCAUUUUACCAUUUGUUACAUAGUUAAAUUUUCAUAUUUUUUUCAUAAUAUUAAUAGCAUUGUAGUAAAUGCUCCUAUUUUCAUUUUAUUGAUCUGGGGAUUAUAAUACUAUGAAAUAGGUACUAUGAAUAUCAAAAUAUUACCGAAUGUCUUAAUUUAAUGUUUUCAAUAUGAAAUUGAAAGUUUUUUCUGAAGGUAAUCUAAUCAUAUCAAUUGCUUAUCUAUUAUCUAGUAAACUUGAAAUCUAUUGAAAAAGUAUAAAAUGUACCUAUGUAUGCUAACAUAUAUAAUAAAGUUUGGACAAUGAUUCCGGUGUUGAGUUCUUACUAAACUUAUUCAAAAUCUAUAAAAAACUUUCUAACAAUGAUACUUCUUUUAUUUUAUUUCACACAAGUUUUAGAGCAUCAAACUUAGAAACUCAAAAUAUUACUUUAUUUUAUCUUUGAAGUUCCAAUAUUCAACUUUUUUUUUUUGUGUUUUUAUCUCUUUAUUUAGAAUCUAAAUUUUAAAUAUUUGAUCUACAGUGUAUGCAAUUUUAUUUAGAUAAUGCCUAUAGUAUUUCUAUUAAUGGAUACCAAGUAUUUAUGAGUUAUUUUAUGUAUAACCUAUAACUAUUAUUGAUGAUUUUAAUUGGUUAGGUGGCUACCUCAGUUUUUUAAUUGAUAAAAAUUAUUAAUAUUAGGUAAUUUAUUAUCCUUUAUAAUAGGUAUAAUAUAAUAUUUUAAUAUUUCUUGAAAUAAUCAAAUAAUCUCUUGAAUGUUUGGACAUUAAUGGUUAAUUGUCUCAUGGUGAAUAUAAUUACUUAAAUUGUUACAUACAUUUAACAAUUAUCAUUAUACAAAAUGGUAUAAUUUCUAGAAUCAUUUUUAUUUUAAAAUCAUUCAGAUUUUUAAAUAGUGUUAACAAUAUAUAAAUCAAAAUAUUUACUUAAUGUAACACAAUAUAACUAAAUUUUGUGUAGUUACAAGUAGAAGUAGGUUAAUAAUUUUGAUAAUAUAUAUAUUUUGCUACCAUAAAUUAUUGAAGUAUUGUCUAAUUAAGCAUAUUGUCACUCAUUAAGUAAGAAUAAGAAUAGUAAUCAUUAGUUUUUGUUUAUUUUUAAUAUUUGUUUACAUAAUAAAAUUUGACAUAAUUUAUUGUGCCUAUCAGCUAUCACUAACCAUAAAGAAAAACAUAUUUAAUCAGAAUUUCCACCGGAUCUUUUACCUCCCCACGGAAAAAAAACUGAACUUCUUCUCAUACUUUUUAGACCUGCGUAUCGAAUGCCCUUCUUUUCUUCUGGAUCCCUUGACCAGUCUGAGAAAAUAGUAAACAGUGUAUGUAUUCCUUUAGUCAUUUUAUUUUUGUAAUUUUUUUUUUCUUCCUCUUUAACGUUGUUUAGUUCUCUUUUUUCCAUCUGAUGUUCAGCCAUUUCUCCGUUGUCAUCAUAACUAUCAAUUUCAUUCCUUUUGCCACCCCAACUAGAGAAUGUUUGUUUAGGUCUACUGCGUUUAUCGGAAGUUCGUUUGCCUCCCCAACUGGAAAAUGCCGGUCGUUUUCCGCCAUAUGGAUAAGUGCUCUGCCUUUUACCACCCCAACUGUUAAAUAUGGGUGUCUGACGGCGCUUUUCUGGCAAAUCCAAUUUAUUUAUGUCAACUAGACCAGACGAUUUUUCCAAUAAGUCACAUAUAUCGAUACUAGGUUCUAUUUGGCAAAUAUCAUACACUUCUUGAAAUGAUACGAUUUCAUGGCCCUUGAUUUCUUGGUAAGUGAGUUUCAUUAGAGCCAGCAACAACCAGGACACUCCAAUUUUUACCAUACUGCUGAAACAUAAAUAUUUAGAAUUAAGUUUAAUCUUUUUAUAAAAAUCGUAUUUAGAUCAUUUCUAAUACGUAAUUUGAAUUAUUAUAAAUUAAUCUACUUUUAAAAAAAAUAUUUACAUUGUAAUUAAAAUGCAUUUCUACCUUAAAUUCUGUUAACAAUAUUAAGUGGAACUCACAAAUUUACAUAGUGUUACUAUAUUUUUCAUGAUUCCACAAAAUGUAAUUAGCAAUGUUUGAGAUUUUUAAAUAUAUAUGAAUUAUGCAUAUGGUUUAAAAUAUUAAAACAAUAUUAUUUGUAUCUGAAUAUUUGGCUACAAAUUACAAAAAAAUUUUGUUGUACUAAUCAUUUAUAUAAUAUAAUAUAGGUAAAUUAAAUGUUUCUCAUACAUAUUUGCAAAACUAUAAAAAUUGUCCACUUUAAUUAAUGAUUCAUGUUAAAUAUUUUAGUUUUUGUAAAUUUUAUAAAAGGAUAAAUAAAACUGUAUUCAUCAAUGAUUUGUGACUGAAAUAAAACAAAAUAAUUAUAAAAUAAAUCAAAUAAAUAAUUUAUUCAAUAUUACUUUGCGUAGAUACCUAAAAAUUUGUAUUGGUCCAAAAUAAAAUAUUAAUCCUCAAGUAAUAUCAAUCAUAUUAAAAAAAAAAAAUGAUAAUAAUUAAUAAAAAAAAAUAUACAUAUUAUCAACACUUUGUUUUAUUUACAAACUUCGCUUAGAAUUGGAUUUUCAUUGACAAUGGUUAAUCGUUACAUACAGAUUAUUACAUACAUAUAUUCAAUUUCUUCUCUACUACCUUCUCAACUUUUCACCUGUGACAAUGGUCCACCCACGUGUGAAGUGUGUCUGUCUUUUUAUAUUAAGUGUAAUUAUGUGUUUUACGAAAGCUCAAAAUUAUAAAAUCGAGUUAGGCGUACUGAAAAUAUAUUUUUAUUCCCUCUGGUGUAGAUUUAACAAGGUUAUUUUUUGUUGACGUGUCUCGUCUUUUUCUGUCAUUGGAGACUAUGUGGACAGGUAGUUAAUUUUUACAUACAAAAAUAUGAUUAAUGAUCAAAAAUUGAAAAAUUAUUUUCUUACUUUACUCGUCAGUUUUACUGAAGAUUAACCCAACUACAAAGUAACAGUAUUUUGUAUUGAUUUGUAUUAAUUGACAUAUCUACUUGUAUAUCUAUAUUCAAACAUACUUAUAAGUUUAUAGCUAGUUAUACCUUAAACAAAAUUCAUUUUAAAUGUUUAUUAAAACAUUAAAUAAUAUAUAAUUCAACAAUAACUAUUAACAUGUUUGUUGCUUUCGACAAUAUUUUUAGGUAAUUCAAAUUGAAUUUAAAUACCUGAGUUAAUAUCUACCAUAAAAUUUCAAUUGAUUCCCAGUUUAUUUCAAAGAAUUUGAAUAAAUUCGAAAUUGUCCUGCUAGUAAAAUUGCUCUUCCUAUUUCAUUAAUCUGAACAAAAAUUGACUUAUAGUAAAUAAGGUUUAACAUAUUUUAAUGUUGUAUAUAUUCUAUAUAAUAAAAUACUUAAUUUGAUUUCUUCUUACACAUCCGUUUCAGUUUAUUUUUGUUUAUAUAUAUAAAUAUAACAAAUAUUACAUAUAUUAGAUAACAAAAAAUAAUGAUAAUAUAAAAUCAAAUAAAACUAUCUAGGAUAUUUUACCUACUAUCUAAAAAUAUAGUAUACAAAUAAUUUAUUUUUAUUUAAAUAUGUCCCCUUUGUAACACAAAUAAAUGAUCAGAAAUACGAUUUUUAAUAAGUAGGUAUAAAGUUAUACACAUGAAAAUAUAAUUUUUGUUUAUAUAACAAUAUAUUUUUUGUUCUCUGCUAUCGCCAUUUUAUAUGUGGUGUUUACGUAACCCUUAAACCCUGACUUAAUCUAACUUCCUCCUUAUCUUUAUUCAAUUAUACAUACAUAUGAAUAUAUGAUGUUAAUCAGGAUCUUGAAUGAUUAUUUAAUAUUAAUCUAUGUGUUUAGUUAUUACAUGUUAUUUAAACAUUUACUUACAUUGUUGUUAAAACCUAUAAAACUGUUAUUUAAUUAUUUAAAAACUUUUAACUUGGAAGUAUAAUAAAUUUACAUAUUAAUAUUUUACAAUCAUUUGAUAGAAGAAAACUACCUACUAAAUACAGCUGCAGUAUACAUAAUCAUAUAACAGUUUGUAAAUAUUUUGCCAGUUUAAUUUUUGUUUCAUCAAAUAUAACUGUUAACUAACUAAUAAUAUAAUAAACCAUAAAACUAAACUAUAUAAAAUAUAUUAAAAUUUGACUACCCAGGUAUUAAAUAAUAUUAACAAAAUUUUAAAUAAAAAUAUUGGAGAAAUAGUGUACUCAAUAACAUAUAGGUAAAUUAGGUAGGUAAUAAUUAUAUUUUAGGCAAAUAGUUUAUGUUUAUUUAUCUCGAAUUCCAAAAUAUAGCUAUAAGUUGAAAUUUGAAAAUUAUUUCCCUUUUUUAAUAUUUUGUAUAAUCUAUCAUAGAUAGCAAUACUAAUAAAUUAAUGGCUAUGUAUUGCAAUUCUAUACUUUACACUGAAUCGAAACAGAGGUGUGGUUUAAAUUAUUGACUAUAGUUUUUGUUGACAUAAUUAUAUUAUUUAUUUUUAUUGAUUGUUUUUUAAUAAAAUUAUUUACAAAAUAUAUACUUGUGUGAUUGUGCCCUAUAAUAAUAUAGACUUGUGUUCUGUAUAAGUUCAAUCAAGGAAAAAAAUAAAAUAUUUUAUUAUUUAUAUAUCUUAUAUAUAUAUAUAUCACUAUAUAUCUUUACUUUAUUUGAAACAUUUCAAAAAUAUAGGUAUAGUUACUAAGAUGUUAAUAUACAUUUGUAAAAUUAUAAUUUUAUUAUAAUUUACAAGGAGUGUUAAAUUUUUUUCAGACGAAGGCUAAAAACUUAAACUUUAAUUUUACAUAUCUUUGAGGCUACAAUACAACUGAGUUGAUUAUUGACCGGCGUUAGUAGGUAAGAACAAGUUUUUUUUUCGUUUUAAAUAAUUGUUUUAAGUUUAAAUUUUGACGAGAAUUGUACAAAUUACGACUUUUCAAAAUCCAUAUUUAACCGAACUUCGCCCAGAACCCUAUUUCGUCAGCAAUGAUUUAUCGUUGUACUCGGAUAUAAAUUAAAUAACUUUACCCUACCUUCUAUCAACAACAAUGACACGCCCAUCAGCAGUAUCAGGUCUUUUUAAAAAUUUGUUGUUGUUCAAUACUAUGCAUGGGUAAAGCCUGGUAAUAUAUUAUAGGUAUAUUGAAUAUGGGUGAUUUGAAAUUACGUAAUUAUUUUUAAUAACCACGUUUACGACCGAGUACCCAAUCGUCAGCACCAUCAUUUUAAUAUAAUAUAAUUUUAUUUUUAUUUUUUACAUCCAAUUGUUUUAUAGUUGCGGUAAACUUUGGUUAAUUAUUAAAAAAUAUGAGACUUAAAAUGUUACUUUUUGUGUAAACAAUUUAAAUUACAAAUUAAAAACUUUUUAUUUUUAAGUCUAAAAAUAUUAAACGUCUUUUUGUUAGAAGUUUUUCAUAAUUUAGUGUAGGUAUUAAUAUCAAAAUAAUUAUAUAAUUAGAACCACGGGCGUGCCAAUGAAAUACUGAAUGCAACAAUAUAUCAUUGUAAACAAAACAAAAAAAAUGAUUCUGAGCGGAACUCGAUAAGCAAUUUGAUUAAUAUUCAAUCACUAAAUGAUUCAUUUGUAUUUUUAACGUAUUGUAUUAAUAAUAUUUGAAUUUUCGAAGAAAUGUGAUGUUUACGCUAAAAUAAAAAUGUCUCACCAGUAAUCCAGUAUCUUUUUUCAACAUGUUUUAGUAAUAACAUUUAAUUAUGAUGUAUUCAAUCUACUUUUUAUGCGUUUAAUGCGAUAAUAAAAUUCAAAUAAAUAUAUUACCCUAUAAAUACUAUACACGCUAAUGCAAAACUAAAUUAUUAUUUUACUCGGGAUUUAAAAAUAAUUUUAUUGAAAACCUACACUCUAUCAAAGGGAAUUGCAGUAUCAUUUUUAUUUAAGUAAUUAUACUGACUUUUCGAAAAUUAAGAAUUGAAGACACAUUUGAGGUUUAAAAUAAUAAGGUACAAUUAUUAUUUUGUUCGCUUAUACUCGUACUUUGAUUACUAUUAAGUAUUAUGACACGAACACUAAUGUUUAUUUAAUUUUUUAUUCCCAUUCUAAACCUCAUCACUAGAUAAUAAUAUUUCAAACAUAAUUCUAUUUCAAAACGUUGGUAUGUGAUGACUUUUAUACCUACCUACUAUUCUCGCGAUUACUUUAGUUGACUCAACUCAAUUAAUCAAAAACUUAGACGAAUCCAUAUUAAUUUCAGUGUUGAGAGAGUUAGGUGCAUUAUUAUAGACUUUAGAUCUACUGUUAGUAGUAGUAGUAGUUACUAGUAGGUAGUUAGAUUAUUUAGAUUAUUACAGAUCUUAAUCUGUUUAUACAUUCGAAUUAAAAUGAUUCAUAAAAUAAAAGUAUAAUUGUUUCGAAACUAAACAAAUUCUUGUAAAAUCAUUAAAUUAAUGUAAGUACAGGUGUAGGUAUGUACGUGUUUUUUUUUUUAAGACAAUUUAAAAUAGAUUAGGUAAUAUAAUUAAUAGUUUAUCCGCUAAUUCUAAAUAUAAAAACGUUUGUACAUUAUUGAUAUCUACAUAUAGCCAUAAGUCAAAUAUUUUAUGUAAUGUUGACGGGUUGUACUAUUAUUUUUUGGCCUGGUAAAAACUUCUUACAGCACCUUCAAAUAUAAAAUUAAAAUUGGUCUUUGAACGCCAAUGGUACCUCAAAAUUUUAUUUUUUUUAGAUUUUCUCGUUAGUCUUUUAAUUGUACGGAAACACGAUCAGAAAAUGAAACCCGGGUAAAUUACACUAAGUAAGCUACAUUUGUUACAACCAAUUGCAGCUAUUUCAUCAUAACUAGAAAAAUAAUUCUACUGGAGUCUUGAUGUCAUUCGUCAAAUAACAAAUUUCCCAUUUCGAAAAGUUUAAUACAUUUUCAAAGUUAAAUAUAAAACAUUAAACAAUUUUCGAACGCAAUGAUUUAUUGUUAGUUUUAAUAUAAUACCGGGUCUUCCAGAUCAGUUUCCCGCUAGCCCUAGGUGUUUUGAUAUUAAUUUUACUAAUUAUAGUUUAUACAGUGAUAAACGAGUGUACAUAAUCAUGGUUACAUAUGCAUGCACGAUUUAUAAGUAGAAUAUUAAUGCUUAUUAAUAUUUAAAGCAUUAAAUUUGAUUUUUUAAUGCCUAAGAGAAAUCUAUAGUUAUAACAAAUAUAUGUAAUAAUUAAGUUAGUACCUAUUCAAGAAUUUUAAAUUGAAAAUUAUGAAAAAAAAAAAUGAAGUACACAAUAUCGCAAUUAUAGUAUUGUAGUCAUUGUGUAAAAGUUAUUGAAUAUUCUUUUUAAAAAAAAUUUUUUUUUUCGUUGAAAUUUAAAAAUAAAAUGACUUCAAAUGUUAAUAUUUUUUCCUGGAUACUUUGAUAGAUAAGUAAUAUUCGCGUAUCGUGUUCUUAAUAAUAAGUUAACCAACUUAAAGUAGUGUGUAUAAAUCCAUUUUAAAUGAUUUUAGCAUUACUAUACCGUGUCUAUUAUUUAGAGGGAGAAGCUUAUUUACUCAUUUAAAUAAAGUAUAUGAUGUACAUGGAAUUUAAUCAAGAAUUGGAAUUUUAUUUCGUUUUAAAAUAAGUUUUUAAAUUGAUUUUUCCCUCUGUAUAUUUUGCAAUUUGUCGGUAUAAAGAUUGAAUAUUGAACAUGUACGACCUUUAAAUAUACGUUAUUUAUAUAUGAUUUUACAAAUCGAAUAUUUGUGCUAUCUUUUAAAUUCGGAGGGAUCUAUUUAAUUUUACUAUGAUGUGUAUUUUUUUAUUUUUUUUUUAAACGACGUUUCAAAUGGAAAAUUUGUUCCAUUUGAAAAAUUGAGGACAUUUUUAUAUUUUUCAAAGGGUUUUCGAAGUAACUAAAAAAAAAACAGGAAAUAAAAUUAUAUGAAAAACGGCAAUUAUUUACGGCACACCACGGCAUUACGUUUUAAGAUACAAUUGUAAAGAAAAUCUUAAUUAUAACGCCUUUCAAAUAAUGUAUAAAUAACUUCGCUCAGAAUCCUGUUUCGUUAGCAACGGUUUAUCGUUACUUACAGAUAUAUAUAUAAAAUAACUUUAUUUUUCCUUUACUUAAUGAAGGUAGAAUACCUUCUUAACUUCCCACCGUUAAUAGUGACGUACCCAUCAGCUCUUGGUUUUGUACGAACUUAUGAUUGGAACACAAUGAAAAUACGUCGUGGAAAACUAAGCUCCGCUCAAAAUCAUGUUUGUAAUAAUAUUAUGUACGCAUGUUUCAUUUCCAAAAGUAUAAUUAACAAAACUUUUUUACAAUGAUUGAAGCAAGAUAAAAGGUCAACUUUACUAGCUCAAAUUUAACAUCCGCUAAUAACGGGGGGGGCUAUAGCCUCUAUAUUCUCUCUCCUUGUAUUCGCCUCUGGCUAUGCAAGUAGUUAAAACAUUUUAAAUAUUAUAAAAUCGUAUACAAACUUUUUUUUGUUUUAAUAAUCAUUCAAUAUUGAAAUGUUUUAUAACGGAACUUUAAUGAAUUUUUUCCACGAAUACCCAUACAAUAAUAUAAUACUUACCAGUUUUAUGAUAUAAACAGAUAUGUAUAUUAUUAUACACAAUGAGUUUAUAGAAUAAUAAUAAUAAUAAUAUGUAGAAACAUAUUAUACAAAAUUCUUAUUGAUAAUAUUAUGUAAUAUGUAUAUAUGUAUCGUAUAUAACUUAUCGUAAUGAAUUAAUUCUAUAUUAUUUUAUAUAAUCAAAACAGUACGUCAAUUCAAAUGAAAUUAUUAUUUAAUAUAAAGCCGUAAUUGAAAUGGGGUUUUGAAGGUCCCCCCCCUUCAACAUUAUUUCCCAGUUAAGGUAUUGAUAUAAUAUAGGUAUGCAAAAUUGAUCAUGCUAUUAUAUUGAAAUACCUACUAUACUUUAUUGUAACGGAAGAAAUAAAUUAUAGGUAUAGGUAAUUCGCAAAUUUUUAUAUUGCCUAACAUUUAUUUAAAGGAUUUUUAGUAUUUUCGAAUAGCUUAAAAAAUAUAUGACAUUAAAAUAUAUAACCGGCUUUUCCUAUUUUACGUUUACCUAUUAUAUUAUAAUGUAACGUUGUGUUAUUCGUCUCCCUGUAAGUCCGCGAAAGUUAAAAAAUUAAAAUUAUAUUAUCUAUUUGAAUGUAUAAUAUUAUCGUGACUUUCGAAAGCAAAUAUAAAAAAAUGUCGUCUAAGUUUGAUAUAGAGAUAUAUUUACUAAUUUUUUUUUAAAACUUUAGAUUCAUAACCUAUAAUACAAUUAGGUACCUACUUACAUUUUUCUUUUCAUUUUUUUAUUUUUAAAUAUUCUUAAUUAUAAAAUAUUGUAUUCGUGUUUCGUAUAUAAAUCCUAAUGUUUAUCUAUGUACUAUCUAUGGUCCCAGAGAAGAAGGGCUUGAGUGAAUUUUGGGCGAUUUUUUUUUCUAAUUUUUUAUUAUAUAAUUGUUUUUCACGUUUUUUUUUUUUUUUUUUUUUUAUAUCCUAAAGACAUUUGUGUAAGUAUUUUAAUAAUUUAAUUUGCUCGUAUAUUGAACACUUUAUACAAAAUAGAUAUUAUAGUAAAGUCCUUCUUCCCCGGGACCGAAUAUAUUAAGAUGUAUUAUUUGUAAAUUAAUCAACUACCUAUUAAACUUGGUGUAACAAUAGAAUUUGUAUUAUUAAUAAUAAUCGUAGGUAUAAUAUAUUAUAAUAUAAAUAGUUGUCUUACCUGUAAUAUUAUUGCGAUGACAGCGGAGUCCCUGCGGCUACGGUUAUCGGCCACUACCAGAUCAGCUUAUACGGGGAUAUCGAGAGAGCGCUUUAAGAUAUAUACUUCGCGGAUACAAUGGGUGGCGCUUUAUUUCUUUUGCAACAAGUAGGCGUGACGUAUCACACGCAUUGGCGUUUAAUUUUUAUUGCAAUGCACACACAAUAUCACACACACACACACACACACACACUUGUAUAUUAUGUUUUAAUAAAAAAAAAUAGCACCAUAUAUAUACAUAUGUAUAUGGUAAUAUUGUUUUUAUACCCUAGGUGUACUUGGUGCUAUGUAUAUUAUGAUUAUUACUAUUUUUUUCUUUUUUAACGUGAUACUUUCGUAUAUUAUACCGUUUUAUGGAUACCUACCUACGACAUUCGUACUCCAUUAAACCGUACUGAAAAACGUAUAAUAAAAUAUUGUGAUGCAUACACGGACUAUUAAUUUUGAUGUUAUAUCCGUUUGAAAUGUGUCGGAAUUAUUUUGGUCCGCAAAACAGGACAAUUUGCGACGUUUUUUUGAUACUUUAAAGAAAUUAUAAAAUCAUAAAAAGAAAUUAAUAAAUCAAUAAACAUUUUUUAUUUUUUUAAAUUUACUAUAGAAAUUACAAAUCACAACUACAUAUAUGAUAAUUCAUUGACAGUUACACUAACGUUCUUUUAUUUUUUUAUUUUAUGUUAUUAUCAGACUCGUCUCUAGAACGGUAAUUUGAGUUUGAUGAUACAGCCGUUGGAUGCUUCCAACUGUUUCCUCGACGUCCUCUUGUUACCCAGAAAUAGUCAUCGUCUUCUUCAGAUCUUCUGUCCAUUGUUAGCCACGCUGGUUCGUCGACGUAAAGUGGCUUUUCUAAAUGUCCUUAAACACAAAAUAUUAUUAAUAAGACAAUGAUUUAAAAAAAAAAAGAGCUGAUACUGGGAAUGGGAGCGUCCACUGUUGUAGGUGAGAAACUGGGAAGGUAGGAUACAUAAGAUUAUUUCAUUUAUAUCUGUAAGCAACGAUAAAUCAUUGCUUGACGAAAGACUAUUCCGAGAGCAGUUCGGUAAUACAUAAUUUGAAGUGCCAUAAUUUUUUUUGCUAUUUUCGUUUAUAUUUGAUUUCAAAACGAUUAUAAAAAAAAAAAAGUCGUCCCAUGGUUUUGGAAAUUUUAUCCCGUAUACUAGGCAAGUCCAAUAUAAAUAUUAUUACCAAGUUUCGAGUCUCUAAGUGUAUUUAUAACCGAAUUACAUCGAAAAAGAUCCCAAAAAUUAAAAUUCCUUAAAAAUUCAAAAGUGGCUCAAAAGUUUUGUAAAUGAUACCGUAAGAAAUUAAAUCAAUAAAGCAACAAAAAAGAUGUCUUGUGAUUUUUCGAUUUAAUCAUUUUUUCUGAUAGAAAACGUCGUCCAUGUUUUUAUAAAGUAAUGAAAUCGUGAAAUUGUACGUUUUCUUCCUACGAUUUUUCCCUCUUAAGUGCUUUUAUUAAAAAAAUGGCAUCAAAAAUCAAAAAAUGACCUAUUUAAAGUACAAUUUAGACAACUUGAGCUUUCAGAAAAGUUGCUACACGUAAAAUCGUAGCUAGUUUACUAGGAAAAAACAUGUCCACAGACUAGAACAAAGAAAAAAAGGAAAUAAACAAUAUUGUAAAACCAAAAUCAUAUCCCCCCUCCAUACUCUCCAACUUUUCCUAAACCUAUUAAUUAUUAUUUUCCAGAUAAAUGCUAAUUAAUUAUAUUAUGUUUUUAAUAAAAAUAAUAGAUAAUUUAAUUCAAAAUCUCUCCCGAAAAUUUAGUCCAGCAACGGUCUUGCAAUUGACACCCUUCAUAAGGUUAUAAUACUAGACCUAGCAUUUGUGCUAUUGUGAGUGAAUCAAAAUAAGUAUUUUAAAGAUAUUAUAAUAUAUCUAACAAAUAGUGUUUAAUAAAAGUUCAAAGUAUUUAAAUUAUAUGCAUGUAUACAAAUAUUAUUUGAAAUCCAUCUAAAACAGUGUUUCUCAACCAGUGGUCCGUGAGCCUGUUAUAGAUGGUCCUUGGUCCCAUAGAUUUUAUCUUAUUUUUUUUUGCUUGUCCAUUUAAAAAAAAAAAAUUAGAAAAAAUAUAGUAUCCAUUGUGUUUAUCCAUUUUUUAAAAUGUUUAUUAAAGUAAUGAAUAAUAUUAUUAUCAUUAUUACUGCCGACGAUCGAUUAGUGUGUUUCAACUUUUAUAAGUGUGUAGUUUGAUUAAAGUUUUUAUUAAUUACCAUUCAAUAGCGAUUUAUUAAAUAUCAUUAUUGCAACCGAUAAUUGUUUACCGAUAGCAUAGUUUCUUAAAUAUUUAGCUACGAGAUUAAUUAAAUUUUUACGAAUUUUUACUGAGAGUAUACAACUCCAAUUGGAUUAGCUUUCUUAACGAUUCAUUUUCUUAUGAACUGAUGUACAAAUAUUUACAAUACAAUAUUUUGUAUAUUUUGUUAUUUUAUUUUUACAUUAUUUUUAUUUUAUACAAUAUUUUGGCCUAUUGUGUAGUAUUUUGGAUAAUAUAUUAUUUUAUUUUGUAAUAAACCACACCUAAUAUCAAUAUAAACAUAUGAAUUGCAGACUAAAUUAAUCUUAAGGAUGGAUACUAUGUUCCUAAAUUUUGUUCGACUAUUUUACAUUUAUGUAAGUUCACAUGUUGGUAAUUUUAUAUAUAUUUUUAGGUUGGUGUACUUGUUUAAAAUUAUUAUGUUUAACAAAUACAUUUUAGUUGUACGUGUAUAAAAUGUUAUUAGUGAAAAAGAAAUUGUUUCCAUUAUUUACAAUUUUGUUUCUCCUGAACAAUUUUAAAAAGUGAACUUAUCUGGUUGUUACAGGGAGCCCUUCAAUUAAGGUGGUCCACGACCUAUUCAAAAUUAUCAAAACGGUCCGUGGUUGUAAAAAGGUUGGGAAACACUGAUCUAAAACAAAUAUUUGUAUAUAUUAUACGUGUUUUGAAAGGUCGUAAUAUUUACGAUUCGAAAAUAAUAUAUUUCGUAAAUUUUCCGGUUUUUCUUACGUUUUUUCUCAUUUAUUAUGAAAACCCCUUUAAAAAUUUAAAAAAUAACCAAACUUUAAAGUACCACCCCUCCUUUCAGAAAAAGUGGUCAGUUGAAAAUCGGAGCAAAAUUUCUGAUAGAAAAAAAAAUAAUUACUGUAAAACUAAUACAUUCCUAGCUUCGCUUAGAAUCUAAAAUUAUGAAGUACCUAAAUAUAUCGUAUAUUCGUAUAUAUACAGUAAUGUUAAAAAUAAACAUUUUAAUACAAAUUAAUUAUAUUUUUAGAUUUUAAAUAGAGAGAUGUGCGAUUUUUUUUUUUUUUGUUAUCGAAAAAUCUUUCUGGACAGUAAAAAAAACAGUUUUAAAGAUAAAUGCAUUAUCACCACUCAUUGACUACUGUUGCCUGGUAGUACUAUUUUAAGAUAGGUAAUUUUUAAGGUUCCUUGGCCGAAAUGGCAAAAAUGAAAUUAUUAUAAUUUCGUUGUGUCCGUCCGACUACCUGCAUUUUAGAGAAUAAUAAUUCUGCUGUUUUUUUACCAAUUUUGUUGAAAUUAAAUGAAGUUUUAUGAAUACAAUCGGGUAGUUGAAAAAUUAAAAAGACUGCUUUUAUAAUUAUUCCACUGUUUUCUAGGGAGGAUAUAAAGAGUAAUUUAAUUUAUGUCUGUAAUCAACGAUAAUUGCUAAUGAAAAACUAUUCUGAGCAUAAUAUUAUUAGUAGUAUGUUUCUCCUUAUUGCCAGGAUAACUCGGAAAUCAAAAAAAAAAAAAAAAAAAGUACAGAAAAAUGCCAGUGUUUCUUAUUUAUUAUGAAAACGCAUUAUUGUAAAACGAAUACAUUUCUCGCUUCACUCAGAAUCUAAAAAAUAAUUUAAGGAUAACUGAGAGUGAAAGUUUAAUUUUCAUAUAUCUUGUCCUGUGGGGUGUUUUUGGAAGGGUUUUUAUGAGAUAUUUGUUUUUUAUAAAUAAAUAUUUCGUAACAUACAAGCUCGUUUAAUCAAUAAUACGUCAUCCUCUCUAACUACUCUGCUAUGUGAUUAAAAAUUCUGAACAUAUUCAAGAAAGUAAACACUUAAUAAAUAUUCUAACGAAAAUAAUUUGUUAAGACUAAUAUUUUAUUUAGAAAAAUAACCUGAGAUGAUUUGCCGUUGGUGUUGGUUUAAAUAUUUAAAAUAAUUAUAUAUAAUAUACUCGUUUUAAUAAGGUAGGUAUAGUUUAUGCUAUUUAAACUUAUUCACUUUAUAUUAUUCGUGAUAACGUAUAAAGUUAUCUAAAUUUUGAAUUACUGUUGUAUUAAAAAUACUUUUCUUAUCAUAAGCAUUCGAUUAAUUUCAAAUUUACUAUAUUUUUUUUUUCAAUAUUUUCAUCACAUAAGACAUAAUUAUAUGCUGUAGUAAAAUUCGUUAGAAAUUAAUGUAGGUAUGCAUUAUUUCAUACCGUUUACAGUGUUCGUGUUAUAUUUUCUCGCUAAGUAUUGUUUAAUUUUGGUUUCUGGGCUGUUCCUUCGACCACGUGAAGGCCAAAAAUUCGGAUCCUCGUUAGUACCCAAAACUGCACUGAUGUCUGCCCUUGAUAUUCUGGUGUCUCCAUUGACAAGCUGCAAAUUAUAAAAGUUACGAACUUAAAUAUUUUCUACCAAAAUGUUAAGUACAUAAUAUGUAUAAUGUAAUAUAUUAUAUAUACAAUAUACAUAUUAAAGGGACAUUCUUGGUGUCACAUUUAUGUAAGAUUCAAUAAUACGUUCUACCCCGAUUCUUGUUUUACAAACAUGAGGGUCGUUUUUCACUUCAUAGUUCAUACAGGUAUAUAUUUUUUCACGUUAUAAAGGUACAUAUGUAUGUAUAUAUAUUUACAACUCUUCCAAAUUCCAAGAUUUUCUGCAUUAGAAGAAGUAUUAUAUUAUAAAAAAUACUUCUCGGAGAAAAAAAGCAUGCGAGGUACUCAGUUCUCUAUUGAAGUUCUGUAGUAGAGUUUCAAAAGUGUUUGCAGUAUACAAUGUAUAAUUGGUAAUAGAUAUUAUAUUUAUAUUUUAUAUAAUUUCAAAACUAUAAUGGUUAUGAAAUUAAUAAAUCCAAUAAUAAAUUAAAUUAUUCCAUAAUACAUAUUUUAACAUAGUUUUAAUUUUGAUACAAUUUUAUAAACUGCACGAUUUAAUUAAACAUUUAAAAUGUAUGUUAUUACUGCUGUUUUAUGAUUAUCUUUACAAAUAAUUUUUUUUCAUAAAAUAGUAGAUACAUGUUUUCCCUUUAAAAGUCAUACAUUUUUAAUUUUUGGAAAAAUCGAUAAAAAAUCAUAUUAUUAACCAACUUUAGAUGGUGUAGGUAUCUCAGGUAAUUUUUGAAGUAUAAAAAAGUAUAAAAAAAAAUGUAUUGAUCGUAUUUGAUUGAAAAAAAAGUAGAACUAUUCAAGUCUAGUGUCGAAAAUAAGUGCUGCUAAUCAGAAAAAAAGUAAUUUGUAUCGCACAGAAGUUAGGAUUGAAAAAUUUUAAUUUAUCAUAAGAGCGUAUUUUAGUACCCCUUACUAUCUUCCAAAAACAGAAUUCAAAUUCAAGAUCAUCCGGCCGAAAUAUUUAAUAUUACCCGGAAAUGCGAACACGCUGUAUAUUAUGCUAUUAACCCUAACAAAGUAUAAUUUUCAUAAUACGAAUUAAAACUUUUGUUCAUAUUGUUAUUUUUAUUUAGUAUUUGUUUUUUUUAAUCAAAGUCGUGUCGAAUUAUUUAUUUAUGUCUAAUUGAUAAUAUAUUGAACACUACAUAAGCAUAAUAUACAAUAAAAUCGUGAAUAUACCUGUAUAAAAUAGGCGACUCCUAUCAGGUAUAACUUCGUCCUGGCGUCCGUUAGCUCCAUGGCGUCCAGUUGCGAAUGUCUUUCUUCGCUAAACUCGCCACGUUUAUAUAUAGACCAUAAAUCCUUAUUACGUUUUUGGGUGUGUGUACGCUGCGGCACAAUGUGUACCAAUAUACGUAUAGUUCCUUUAGUUCCGGACACACCGGGUGAUCGCGAUGAUUAACUCUGGGAUCGGUACCGAUUCCCAUUUUAAUCUUGUUCGAGGCAAAAGGGAUUCACCGCACCCUCGGGUUAUUAUAUUACAUGGCCCGAUCCCCCGUAUCGUCACCCCUUCGGUUCAUAUUAUACUUAUAUAGAUAUGUAUAUAGACCAAAGGGUCCGUGAGGCUUAGGUGUAUAUAUAUAUAUAUAUAUAUAUACGGGACAAAGCAAUACGACACGUUAUUUUAUUAUUAUGUGACCAAAGAAAAUGAAAAAGAAAAAAAACACCGUCGUAUCACCACUAUUAUUAUUAUAUUUGUUUUCUGGUGGAAUAACCUAUUUUUCUUCCGUAUAUACGUUUAGGUGUCCUCCGGGGAACUUUUUCCGCUUGCGGUGUUUGUCAUCAACGUGUCACAAUGGUGAGUAUAAUUUACGAAACAAUACUUCGUGUAUAUACUUGUAAUUAAUCUAACCUCGUUGUUAAUCGCUGUCAGACACAUUUCUAGUAGAUUAUAUUAUGGACGCUUAAGCGCAUCCGAACACUAUAUAAGUCGGGAUAAUUUAACACGACCUACUUAUUAUAAUGGGCAUUAUUGUUAUGAUAUUAUGUUUUGUGUACAGAAAUUCAAAUUUUGCGGUGGUGGUGACUGCCCAGAAUGGCUAUUGGCUGAGAUCAAUUCACUCUCGAGAAUGGUAAGAAUAUUUAAAAAAAAAAAAUAUCACCCCGCCGUACAUUUAACUGGUACAUAGGUAUGAUAAAGUAAAAUGUUAAUGUUGGAAUUUUUCUUUGCCACCCAUCUACUAUUUCAAAGUAAAAAUUGCAAGCCUAUUUAAUACUUCCUAAGAAAAUCAUAAUCAUCUGCACUAAUGAGUUAAAGUUUUACUUUCAAAAUACAUCUGAUUUUUUUCAUUGGUUAAGUAGAGAAAACUCCGUGGGAAAUUACAUUUACAGAAAAAUUGAAGGACCCAUGUACUAACUAACUAAACAUGUACUAACUAAACCCAACCAAUCUUUCAGAAAACUCAUGGAGUCAAAACUUUCAAAAUGUUUUUCUCUCGCACAUAUUUGUAUUUGUAAAAAAUGUAUAAUGUCUAAAAAUAAACUUUCCGCCUCCAAAAAAAAAAAAAUUAUCCUACACAUCUGACUGCCUGAUAAAAAAAAUUGACCAAUAUUAAAAAAAUGUACGUUAAAUUGAGUUUUUAAUAUUUCAUCAAAAAUACAAAAUAAAACAAUCAUAUCUUAUUAUACAUUUAAAGUUUAAUAAUGCUAAACUAAUAGUUAUGUGUAUAUAAAACAUUCUCUUUAAAUUUAAAUUUAUAGAACAAAAUUUAAAAAAAAAAAUCAAUCACUCAUUUUGCUGGUUAAUCUAAACAGUGAUAAUAAAAAAUUAUUCUUAGAAAAAGAUGCUACACUUAGAAAUCGGAACAAAAUUACUGGUAGAAAAUUUGUUCACAAAUAAAAAAAAAGAAAUAAACACUGUAAAACCUAAACAUAAUAAAAUAAUACUAUUAUUUUCAUUUAAAAACAAUUUUGAUACAUUUUAUUGGCAUCUUGUUAAUUCAAUACUAUUUUAAAUAAUAUGUAGGUACUUAAGGUAUGUAAGCACACUUCAGUGAUAUUAACUCAAUUAUCUCCUUGGGCUUUGAAAAUUUAAACUAAAGGUGAAGAGUAGUUUUACUUUAAAUAAGAAGGAAUAGUCCGUCCCCCUCCUCACCACUUAACCAUUUCUUAAAAAAAUUAUACAAGUAUAAAAUAACGGUUUUUAUUUCACAAAAUGGAUAAAAUAUAUGUCACAUUACAUAAUUAAACCAUUAUGAUUUAAAUUCUUGAAAUGAACCUAUCCAUUUUUAUGAAAAACUCGUUCACCACAUUGAUGUAGCAUGUAUAUAUAUACCUUUUUAUAAUAUGUCGGUUUUCAAAUAUUAGAAAGUAAUUUUCAAAUUAGAGAUUAAUAUGAUUUUAAAUUCACCUUUUUAAUUUUUUGUUAUAAUGUUCAAAAUAUGUGUAAUUGUUAUAGAAAUAAUAUUGAAAUUUUAUAUAAAUUUCCAGACAUCAAUUAAAAUGCACCUUUUAGCCACAGAAUGCAGUAUUUGUUUAAUAGAUCAAGAUGCAACCAAUGUAAGUUUAAAAUUGUAUAUUAAAUUCACUAUCUAUGUUAUUGUGUCGUUUUUAUUUAUUAAUAUUAUUGCAGUUGUGUAAUUUUUUUAGCCACCUAUAAUGUUUUAUAUUAUAAAAACUUGUUAACAUAUUUAAAAAAAAUACAAUUAACUAAUUCAAAGGAACUCGUUAAUCUUAAUUGUUCUAUUAUUUAUGGUGGUUGCCACCAAACUUUUUUUUUAUUUUUUGUUAUAUUUUCCCUUACAAAAAAAAAAAAAAAAAUUAUAAUCUAUUGGGAUUUGAAAACAAGCUAUUAUUUUUCAUUAUUAUACAUUUAUUAAUUUUUAUAUUUUUGUUUUUAAAACAGUUAUUUUUUAUUGUUACAAAGAAUUCUGGCCCCUUUUAUUCUUUAUACCUUUUUAAGAGAAAUUCGCUAAACAUUACAGAUAACAUCAUUUAUGUUUGCGUAAUGGACCACAUAUAAGUACAUCUAACUUUGGUCCAAUGUUUCAAAAAGACCUUAAUAAAUCUGAUUAUGUCUUUAGCGGACAUUCUUUAAUGGAAUAAUAGCGUUAAAUUAUUAUAUAUAAGAUGACGUCGUUGGUUAGAAAGACCUCUUUCUUUACUAUAAUAAUAUAGAAUUGAUAAUAUUUCAUUUUUGCUUGAUGAUGAUGUCUUUUUUGAAAAAAACAAAUAAUAGUAGUUUUCUUAAGUAGCUUAAUGUUAAACAACUUACACGUAUUGCAAUAGAUCACUGCACUUUUCACUGCUCCCAUUUAUGACCCCAGAAUUUGAUAUAUCGUUAAGAAAACCUAUUAUGUGAGAGAUGAUAAUACAAUGCUGAAUAAUUAAUGACAGCUUUUGUUUUCUAGCUUGAUAAAGUUAAGGCGCUUAUGGCUGAUGUUAAACUGGGUAAGUCAAAUUGUUUUUCUUAGAAUAAUUCUAUAUGAAAUAGUUUGUUAGUUUAAGAAUAUUGGAUGUUGGGAUUAUUAUAAAAUCGGUAGGUAUACAUGUACUAUAAAACCUUCAACAUAUCGAGAAAAAAAAAUAUGAAAUAAACCAAUUAAUAAAAUAAAAGUAGUAUUAUUUACUGUAUAACUGUUUACCAACCUAUAGAGCAUAUAUAUUUGUUUACUUAUAUACUUUUAUAUUUAAGUUAAUAAUUUUAUUACUGGUGCCCAUGUACAUUUUUCAGGAGAGGGGAGUUAAAUUUUAAAAUAUAAAUUGUUUUUCUAUAAAUCAUAAUGUAAAAUUUAAACUAUAAGGGGUUACUUAUGGUUAAAAUUUCAGGUUGAUUAAAAUACCAUUCAUUUUUAAUAGCUACUGUCAAGUACAUUGAAAAUUGUAUAUGCUGUUCAUUUAUUUGUGAUGUAUAAUAUAUUAUUUUAUAUUUUUAAAAAUAUGGCAUUCUAAUAUAUGACUUUCUAAUAUAUUUCAUUACACAAUUAUAUUCAUAAAUUUACUCAUAUAUAAAUAUAGCAUUAUACAUUAAGUAUAUUAACUACUAUAAAUUGAAUUUGGACAGAAAAUCUUAUAAAGGAAUCUGUGUGUCUUCAUCAUAAAUUAAUAUAAUGGAAUUUAUUUUCCUUUUUCCUGAAUUUAUCUAAAACAAAAUGUUAAAUCAAUUUUUAUGUGUAUACUUUUUUUUAAAUAUAUAAAUAAGUAAAUAUUUACUGAAAACUAAUACAUAUUAAAAUUUUGGUACAGCAGACCUAAAAUGUAGGUAUUUUAUUGAAUUUCUCACCGUAUUAAUGUAAUUUUACAAAUAUCAACAUGUCCUUUGAUGAUCCCAUUAACUGACCACUGAUUAGUAACUAUAACUAUACAAACUCAUUUGGGUGCUUUUUCUCUCUUCGCCAUUAAUUAAUUUCUAUAUUUUGUAGUAUAACUUUAUAGGGUUGUAUUACAUCAUACACCUGCAACACUGUGACAUACAUUAUAAUAAUAUAAUAUACUCGUAUAAUACCUAUAUAAUUAAGUAUGCAGAAACACUAUACAAUAUCUGCUGUGUCAGUGGUCCCUGUAUUAUAAUAACAGAUGGGACAUUUAUAAUAAUAUAAAAUACAUAUUUUUCUAUUUUGUAAAUCAUUUUUACUUUGUUAUUAAAAAAUGUAUAGAUGUGUAAUUAAUUGUCAUUAUUUAUGUAAAUAUAAAAUUAUUAUAUAAUAAUUUUUUUUUUUAAUUCAAAAUAAACUUCCUUAAUUAAUAAAUGCUUUAUUUAUAUUUAUUAAUAAAAUAAUAAAGUAAAAACGAAAUUUAUAAAUAAUAUUUGUAAAUAAAUAAAGUAAAUAAAUGAAUCAAUGCCUUGUCUGAAGUAUUAUAAGUGUAUUAUAAGACCAGUUUUGAAUUAAAAAUUGAUCAUCAGGUAUAUCACAGUCAAAAUGUAAAACGGGACCGAAUAUAAAAAUUAAAUGAAGAAGAUUACAUAGAAAAAAAAAUUAUACAAAUUAAUCGUUUUACAUAGAAUAUAAAAAUAAUUCAUUUUAAUAGGAGAGAUUAUUUAAAACUAGUUAUUAUUAGAAAAUAGAUUUGGUUAUUAUUUAUUAUCUAAAAUAUAUUGAUGUAAGAUAUUUUUUUUAAAAUUGAUUUGAACAUUUAAAAUAUUAUUAAAAUUAUUUUAUUUUUUUUUGUUGUGCAUGUGUAAUUCUUUUAUUUAUUGUAUUUUAAAUUGUAAUGUUAUAAAAUCACUAUUAUAGUUUAGAUACUACUUACUUAGAUUUUAUCACUUAUAUUUCCUAAUUGUUCACUUAUUCCAUCAUUGAUUUACUCAUACUUUAAACUAAUUUACUCUCUUUAAUUAGAUGUUACAAAUUACAAAGCUUGUGCAGCCGCAAUCACAUUUAUUUUGAAAAAAGCAGCAUGCCACAAUGUUCCUCGUGAUCAUCUCAAUAAUGAGUUACAACAAGUAUGAAAUAAUUUUAUUAAUUCAUAAAUAUCAUAGUCAAUUGAUUGUAUUUCAUACAAAUUUCUCAAUAUUGGUACUAUUUCAUUGGAAAAUAUAAGAUGUGUAAUAAUAUUCAGUGGUAUUAAAAUGUUAAAAUACAUAUUUAAAUGUAUUUUUUCUUUUAUGCUUAACAUACUGAUCACUUUUAAAAACAUUUUACAACUUUUCCUUACAACAUUGACCUAGAAUCAUUGCAAUAUUACUAAAUGCUAUUGUUUUUUAGAUUCUGAGCGCAUUAUGAAGCGAUGAAUGUAUUAGUUUUACUAUUAUUUUCAAUUUUUUUUUUUUUUUUUUUUUUUUUUCCAGUUAAAAAUAUUUGUAGAGUUAACAUUUGGACAAAAAAGUUAUUUUUGUCUUUUUAAAAUUACAAUUUUCAAAACCUUUGAGCUAUUUUUAAAAUACAAACAUUUUAAUUUUGAGGUUUUUACAUAAUUUUUAUUCAGUAUGUACUCUGUGGAUAAAAUUGUUAGAUCAAACAGAAAUGCUUUAACAUUUAACAGAAGAUUCAAUAUAAGUCAUAAUUUGUGGUAAAAAAAAAAAAAAAAUUGAGUUUAAUGUAGAAUUUUUAUACAAAUUUAAAUGAUAAUUGUAAAUAUUACAUCCUUUCAAAACAUGUAUAACCAAAAUCGUUUUUGUUAACAAUGAUUAAUUAUAGCAAACAGAUUUAAAUUAAAUUCCCUUCUAUAUCUCACCCACAACAGCGGCCCACUUAUUGUGCUAAAAAUGUUAGUCUUUUUUUUUAAUUUUACUUAUUGGCUUUAAGAUAAAAAUAUAAUUUCUUGUAAUAAUAUAAAGUAAUGUAUACCUUUUUGUCUAAUUCAUUUUUUAAAUGUUUACCAUUUUUAGAUUGGGUUGCCCCGUGAACAUGCUUCUGUCUUGUGUCAAGUAUAUUCAAAGAACAUAGAUCUCAUUAGUACAGAAUUAAGAAAUGAAUCGUUAAGAAUUGGCCAGUUGAAUGACGUUGACAUAUCCAAAGAUGGUGAUGGCGAAUAUUUAAUAAAAUUCAAGAUGGUGAAUACACCUAAACGGUUUGGAAAAGAGAAAGAAGACUCGUUUUUGCUGACCAAAGAACAAAUUCAAAUUUUAAUUGCUGGUAUGUUAAACAACAUUUUUAAUGUAUGCAUUUUAAAAGUAACUGAUAUUAAUAUGAACAUAUGAGAUAAAUUAAAAGAAUAUUAUUGGUACUUUAUCUUUUGAAAAUUGUUUGCCAUUUUAAUGGAAACUGUUAUCAAUAUUUUAGGUAGUCGUCUGUAUAUAUUUUAUGAAGUAUAAUAAAAUUUUGAUUUUGAAAAUAUCUAAUAAUCUGGAAAUGAAUCAACAUUUCAUAAAUAUGUGGGACUCAUCAAUAACAUUUAUAAAAUGUCAAUAUAAGUUUUGUCUCUUAAAGAAUAUUAAAAAAAAAAUCAUUAGGUUACCAUGCAACAGUAAUCUAUCAUCAUCUGAAAAAAAAUUUGUUUUUAUUUUUUGCAUAAUAUCAAGAUUUAGGAAUUAAAAUUUUAUAUAGGUAGUCUCAAUUUUUUAUACAUAUUCUUUUGGAAUGCUUAAUUUGCCAAUUUUAUUUCCUAUCUCAUCUCUACUUAUGAUAUAUGUUAAUUAUACUUGAUAUGAGGAAAACAAGCCUUAUCAUUUUUUUUAUUGUGCACAAUUAAGAUAUGCAAAACGCAACAAUAUUUUUCGAUUUCUGAGAUUCGAUCAAAAUUAUAUUAAGAAUAAGAAUAAUGAUUUACUUUUUGCAUAAUAGAUUAAAAUACAAUUUAUUUCACAUUCUUAUUGCAAUUUUUUAAUUUUUAAUAUCUCUAUAUGGAGUAUUGUAUUUGUAUUAAAUAUAUAUGUUAAAUUCAGGCUUAUUUUCAUUGAAUAGAACUUGAUAUGAUAUGUUUCAAGAAUGAAUAUUAUUAAAAAAAUGGCAUCUCUGAAUAUCAUAUUAUAUAGGCUCCCAAGUGAAUUAAAAUGUUCACCAAAAAGACCCUACUUUAUUAUGUAAUAUUAUAGAAUGCUCUACCUGAAAAAUAAUAUCACAAUAUUUUUAAUAAUCUAUUCCCUCUAGAUCUAGUUAAGGUGUUGACAAGGCGCAUUGUCAUACUUAAAUUGUAAAGCAAAAAAAAAAAAAAAUGAUCAGUCAGUCAAACAAAAAUUGACCUAUGAACCAUAUUCCUUUAUUAUUUUUAGACCAAACAGUUAUACGAUAAUAAUGCACUAUAUUUUUAUAUUUUCAAUAAAGAUCUAUACUUUAUAUUUUGUAAAAAAUUGUCUAUAUAAUUGAAAAAAUUUAAAUGUUAGUACUGGAUACUUGACAUGUAUGUAACUAAAGCAGAUAUACCUAUUGUGCUAUAUAUUUAAAAACAAUAUAUUUCAAGAAUUGUUCUAAGCUUGAUAUUUUUAAAAUUUGUUUUCUACUUUUUCACAACUUCAUAGAAAAUGCUAUUAAACUGAAAAGAUAAACGGUGUAUCGGUUUAUGACAAAUGCACUGAAAAUGUCACCAUUUUUUAUUAUAUUUUUCCCCUUUUAAAAACUAUUAUAAUUUUUGUAGUUUAUAUUGUUUAAACAAUAUCCUAUAUCCAAUUUUAUGUCUAUCACAUGCUCGUAAAACUAAAGAAUUUUAUAAUUCAAAAUUUUUUUUUUCUUUGAUAAACCAUAUUAUAAAUUAUUAUGAAUUUGAAUGAUAGCUAUUUAUAUUUAACACCAUCAUUUUCAGUCUUAACAAUUUAUUAUUAUUUAUUUAUUACAUAUAUUUUCUGUCCUUAUUUUAAUCUCAUAUAUAUCUAUAUUAGGUUAUAGUUCAACAAUUUCAUUAUCUCAUAUGUUCGUGUAUAAUGAAUAAAAUAUUAGACUUAAAGCUCUUGAUACAUUUCAACAAAGGUACAGUUACAAUGUUCACAAAGUUAUAACUAUAUUCUUGACAGAUUAUAAUGAUGAAAGACCAAGUUAAUCUAGUUACAUUACUCUAAAACAAUGGAACAAUUUUUUAUCAUAGUUUCUAUUUAAUAUUCUGAAAUAAGACAUCAUUUCAACAGCGAUCAAUAUUAUCAUAACAGCAGUAUAAUAUCUACUCGGCUUUAUCUAAUCUAAAUGUAUAGUUUUGCAUAAUGGCAACAAUCUGUUCAAAAUGCUACAUUUAUCAAUGUAUUGUGUCAACUAAAAAUAUCAUAGGUACCUAGUAAAGACCUGCAAGGUCGCCGGGUCUACUCGGCCUGGUACUCUAAAAGCCCGGCCCGUAAUAAUUUCGACCGGCCCAGUGCCUUAGAAACAUAAAACCGGUCCGUGCCUGGACUAUUUUUUAUUCAAUUUUUUGGUCCAGAUCGGACUGAGCUUAAAAAAAUAACUUUGGACCGGGUCUGGGUUUUUAUUUUACGUCGAAAUUUUUAGACUAGAUCGUACUGAGCGUAAAAUAAAUGUUAUCGGACUGGACUAGGCUUUUAAAGUCAUGGAAUUUUAUGAAGAGCCAGAUCUGAAUUUUUUUUUUUUUUUGGUUUGGUGUUUCAAAAUGUAUUAUGCAAUAUACUAUCGAGUAUGUAGUAUCUAAUUUAGGAAUAUACUUAUAACGUAAUAAAUUUUAAGUUUAAUAAUAAAUCAAUGAAAAAAAUUAGGUACUAAAUCAACACUUUUUAAGAGAUUAGCAUUAUCAUCGAACUGGGCCUGGGCUUUAUUUAACAGAAUAUUUUGCACCGGGCUGGACCGGUCUAAAAAAUGUCAUCAGACCAGAUAUCCUCGGUCCGGACCGGGUUUUUUAAAAAGUGUAGCAUUAUUUGUGGGUCGGGCUUGUGCCUUUUUUUUUCGACCGAACCGGGCCGAAAAUUGAUGGCCCUUGUAGAUCUAUAGUACCUAGAUAUUAGAUAUCAAUUUUUAGAUUCUGAAUGAAGCAAUGCAUUUAUUUUAUUAUAAUAAGGUUUUACUUUCAUAUUUAUGAGAGUAGACCAAUUUUAUGACACUAUAAAAUUCUAUAUUAUUAUACUUGAAAAUAGGAUAGGAAAGUAUAAAAUAAUUAUAUGUGUUAUAUUUAUGUAAUCUCUAAAAUAAUCUAUUACAAAAAGUCAUUGGACACUUAUAAAAUAUUUAGAUUCGACUUCAUAACCUCACAAAAAAUUAUUGAAAACAUAUGAAAGAAAAAGAAUAAACUUAAUAAAAAUGUGUACCUAAGUUUAUGGUUCUGUGUACCUAUAUAGUUAUAAGUAUACAGAAAUUGAGAUUUAAUCAUAUACUCAGUAUUUCAAGAGUAUUAAGUUUCAAACGGAUCAGAAAUUCAGAAGUAUUAAAUAAGUAGUACAUAUAUAAUAUAUAGGUAUUAUAACGGGCAUAGUAAUAUAAUAAAAAUUUAAGACACCCACAUAAAUAUAAGUUUAAAAUACAUUUUUUCGAAACUUGAGUAUACUUUAUUAUUGUAGUUUCUAAAAGAGAAUCAAAACAAGCUAAAUUUUAUAAUAUCACAAUAGUUUUAGAUUCCGUGCGAAAUGAGAAAUGUAUUGUAUUCAGUGGCGGAUUUAUAAGGGGGUUUCGAUAAAAUAUUAAACAAAAAAAGAGGCAUCUAUUAUUAAUAGAUACUUUUUAAAUACAUAUGAUUUUAUAGGACCACUCUAUAGUGGUCACUCCCCGAAAAAUGUUGAAAAUCUGCUACUGAUUGUAUUUAUUAUGAUGUGUGCUAUUAGAUUCAGAGCAUAGAAAGAGAUCUAGGGUUUUACUAUAAUAUGGUUUUUUUUUGUCUGAACAACUUUUCUACAAGAAAUCUUGUCCCGAAGUAUCAAAUGUAGCACGUUUUCUAAAAGGAAAUUCUCUUUAAUUGGUGUAUUGGCAGGUCAUAUUUUGAUUUUCUAAUGGGUUUUCAAAAUAAUUAGCAAAAACCGGAAAAUUAUAGGUAAAACGGUAAAUAUUUACAGUACUCCAACAUUACCAAUUUCAUUGAUUUUAAUUUUUGGAAACUAUAUUUUCUAUCAGAAACAUUGCUUCAAUCGAAAACUGACUAUUGUUCGAUUUUGUUCCUUUUAACUCAUAGUCAUUAACAGAGAAAAUCGUUUUUUGAUAUCUAUAGUAUUUUUCAUAAUAAUUAGUAACACCCAAAAAUGAUGAAAUAAACAAUUUUUUUCAAAUAACAGCACGAUUUCAUUAUUUUAAAUGUUCACACUUAUGUUUUCUACUAUAAAUAUUGCUCCAAUAGAUAUACAAAAAGAGAUUAUUUUUGUUGCAUUUUUAAUCUAGUUGUUCGGUUUUUGAUUUUCUUUGUUUUAAUAAAUGAGCAAAAGUUUAAUGUAUAUAGUAUUUUUUUUUCUUUGUAAGAGUUUUAAAAUCAAAUUAUGAUGAAAAUCGUAAAUAUGACCUUUUAAAACAUGUAUAUAUGCUUCGCUCCGAAUCGUUUUUCAUUAAUGGUUUAUCAUUGGUUUCAGGUAUAAGUUAAAUCACUUUAUGUAUCACAUCUAUAGGUAUAGGUAGGUAAAGAAGGUAUAAUGGUAGGUAGAAAAUAGUACGUGUUGGAAAUUAUUUACAUAACAAUCCCUAAUGUGUAUAUAAACUUUAUGCUUAUUAUAAUCGCUAUAUCCACAUAUUAUAUUUCAUUUAAAUGUGAAAACAUUAUACCUACACAGUCCAAUUGACAAUUUGUUAAAACGUAUUCAAUUCAGAAUCAGUGAACUUUGGACACUACAUUCUUGAUGUUAAUCUCAUUCUGCAUACCUAUAUUAACAUUGUUUUUGUCGGAGGUGUCGUGUUUCUCCCAAAUUCUUUAACUACAUCCACAUUUAAUUUGUGUACGUAGACGUAAAAUUCGACUAAAUAUUUGUUUUUCCUUUGAAUUUAAGGUACUUACAUUCUAUAGUGUUCAACAAUAAAUUAUCAAAUAUAUGUAGGUAUCGAUUUCAAAAGAUGCACAUUAAAAAUGUCAUUCAAUUAUUCUAAUAUAUGACCUAUAAUAUAAUCUGCAUAUCAUUUUCAAAAUUUCAAUAAAUUGAUUUACAUUAAUUUUUUAUAAAAAAAAAAAAAAAAAAAUAUUAGGAUUAAGUAAUGAAUACAAAACAAUUGCAUCAAUAUUCCAAUAUUGAUAAUACCUAAAAUUAAGAGAGUUUUUAAUAUCGGUGCAUAGUCACUAGUCAUCCAAGAACAUAUUUAUAGAUUUGCAUCGCCCAAAAAAAAAAGAAAGAAAUGAACACACUUCGCACGAUAUGUAAGCCAAUGUUGUGUUUGAGAAGUUUAGAAGAUUGGAUAUAGAAAGUAAUUCAAUUUUUAUUUGUACACAACGGUAAACCAUUGCUAACGAAAAACAAUUCGAAUCGAAAUUUCUUUUAUACAUGCAUAUAGAUCUUCCCAUUUUUUCUAUAUUUUUCCCAAUUAUUAUGAAAACCCCUUAAAAAAUCAAAAAAUGACUUCCCUAAAGUACCACCCAGAUAAAUUUCCUUUCAAAAAGCUACUAAACUAGAAAAUCAAGACAAGAUUUUUGGUAAAAAAUUUGUUCAUAGAUAAAAAUAAACAUCAUUAAUCUAAAAUAAUUUGAAUAGGUACCCAAUUGUCUUUUACACUUUUAAAUGUUUUAUUCAUAAUUAACUCAAUGUCCAAAUUAUUUAUAUACAGUAUUAAGAUAAAUACAUUCAUUUUGUAACACAAUGUAAACUUAAAAACUUUUAAUACCUAGUUCUCUUAAGGAUAAAAAACAAAAUUUAUUGGCCACGGUGAUAAUAAUAAGCAAAAUUAUUUAUCACUAUUUUCUAUAUCUAUACUCAUAAACUUGUCGGUAGAUAUUAAAAAAAAAAAGAAGAAAACACUGUUUAAAAGUUUUCUUUAUUGAAACGAUGCAACCGUGAUAAUAAUAUUUUAUCGCAAGUGAUUCAAAAAUUCACAAAACAACCAAUCUGAAGAAAAAAAAGAGCAAAUACUGGGAACGAAUUUGGCCACCGUUGUGGGAAGUGGGAGGAAGGUGGGAUACAUAAAGUUGUUUAACUAAUACUUGUAACCAACGAUAAACCAUUAAUGACAAAAAAACAUUAUUUUAUCUAUCACAUACUGGACUACCAACAGUAAUACAAAGUAAAAAAACAUUUUAAAAAUGUAUUUAUUAGAGCUAAAACAGGACCAACUUUUGUUAAAUACAACUAAAUGUAAUUUUUGUUAAGUUAUAGAAUAUGCUAAUAAAAAAUCAAAGUUUUUAAUAACAAACUUUUCAGUAUGGCUUCUAAAUUUGUACUUAAUAGUUAACAAUUAUAGGUAUUAAUUAUUGUGUGGAGAAAAUCUGUUAAUAUUAUAAAGUAAGAAAUCAAUUUUUAAAUAUAUAUAAUAUUAGUUUUAAUUUAAGCGUAAGAUGCAAAUAAUAUAAAUUAUACAUACAAAAUUGUAUUUACAUUUUUUUGGAAUGUUAUAAAAUAAUUUCUCUAUUCAAACUUAUAUUAUAAUUACAAUCAGUCUCUAAUACUACAUUUAUACACAUUAAAUUAUUGUCCGUUUCAAUAUAAAUUACAUAUUAAAUAAUUUUUGUUCUUUUCAGAAUUCAGUGAUGCACACAAACGAAUGAUUGAACUAGCACAAGAGUGUAAAGAAUAAUUUAAUUUAUAAAUUACUACACUAGAAUUUUGUAAGUACAAUUAUAACAAUAAUUAUUGUCAACCUUUUCAUAAAUUGAUUUUAAUAAAAAAUUACGAUAACAUUUUAAUCAACAAAUAAAGUUUACAUAAUUAUUUAUAUACAUAGAUAAUAAAUAAAUUAUUAACUAACUGUAAUGUUUAAUUAUUAAAUAUAAAUUAUUUCAAACAAAUUAAAUCGGUAUAAAAGUUAAAUUAAUAGUUAAAGCAUUUAUGGAUGUUAUAAUAUAUAAAAUCCAUAAAACAUGAACUUGUAUUUAGUAUAUUUGUACUGAUACAUAUAUUUUUGCUUCAUUAAUUAAUAUUUAAUAAUUUGUGGAUUUCGGAUUUUACAUAUUAUUUGAUUAUAAAUAAAGUAAUAUUUAGCCAAUUUUUAGAUACUAAGGAUAAUUUCAUUAAAAACGUUUAAGUAAAAUUAAAAAACUAGACUAUUAAUAACGUCUUCGAAAAUGAGCAACAAAACAUAAAUAAUAUGCAUAGUAACAAAAUAAUUAACUGACAAAUACUGAAAAUUAUUAUUAAAUAUUUUCCUAAAAUAUAUUUUUAUAUACACCUCUGUAUACUAUCAAAACUGGGCAGUAACUAAUUUAAAAGUUAAAAGUUACUUUUUUUGAUAAAUAUUAGUGUACAAAAUACGUUUAUAUACUAAAAAAUAAUUUUAAAAAAAGUAACUUUACUUUUAAGUUUACAUUUUCUUAAAAAUGUAUAACUUACCUUACUUACUCAUAUUCAAAUAUAUUUUAAAAUUGACUGUAACUUAACAAAGUUAUUUUUAUUCUUUAAGAAUAAUAACUUAAAAUAGUUACAAAAAAUUGGUUAACUUGCCCAGCUUUGUAAACUACGCCUAUAUAAUGGCCUAUAUUUAAUUGCAAUAUAUUUAACCAACCAUAACUCUAAUAAUUAGCAUUAAAGCUAAGCAAUCCAUGUUUACAUUUUUUUUUUAUAACAAACAAAAUAUCCAAAAAUAAACAGCAACCUAAUCAGUAAAUAUUUAGUGUCAAUUAAAAUAAAGUAUUAUAUUAAAUUAAAUAUUAUUAUAAUAAUAUUAGAUUUUAGAUUUCAAUUUCUGUAUGGUAUAAUAUUAAAUGAAAAAAAUAAAUAUAUAUUUCUAUUUUAAUGAGACCAAUUUUAUUGUUAUUAUUUGUAUUAAUUUGGUUGUCACAAGCAAGAGAAAUACAUUUAUUAUUAGUUAACAAAUAUUUGAUUAUCAAACCAAAUAAAUAUAAAAGUAUAAUAUGUAAUAUUCUUAUUAUAUUGUAGGUUAGGUUCAAUCACAGUUUUACAUUAUCAUAUAUUAAUUUUUUUUUAUAACAAACAAUAAACUUUAUAUUUAAACUUUAUAAAACUUAUUUGGUAUAAUUUAAACAGUAAUAAACUUAAUUACAGAGUACAAAUCGUACUUUCUCUUUCAAAAAAAGAAUUUUGUUUGAUUUGUAAAAAAAAAAAAAUUUUAGUUAAUUAUUAUAUAUUUAAUAUUAUAAUUAUUAUAAUAUAUAAUAUAAUUCAGACUUUAAUACCAAGUUGAAUUAAUAUUAUUUGACUAGAUAUUAUAUGAUUAAAAAAGAAAAUUAAGUAGUCACUAAUUGCUAUGUACAUAUAUAUAUAUAUUAAAAAAUCAUAUUAAUUAUAAUAAAGCAAAUGGCUUCAAACAAAUAAAAUAUUAUCUAAUGGUAACAUGGUAAAAUUAGGCACAUUAAUGGUGAAAAAAUGAAUAGAAAUCUUCAAAUGUCCUUUAAAAAUUUCCUUACACAAUCAUAUGUAGCAAAACUUAUUCCAGUGGCAAUUGGACCUUUAAUCCAGUUCAUACUUAGACCCUUGAAAAAACCUUGUUGAAUUCCUUCAGUUCUAAAAUAAAUAUAAAAUUGUACAAUACUACAAUUAUUUAAUUACAAUUAAUAAUUGUGAUUUGAAAAUACUUUACUUAUAAAUCAUCACAAAUGUUGUCCGAAGGUUUUUGUAAUUGUGUCCUGUAAUUAUUGAUGUUUGCAUCUUCCGUCUAAUAAUAUCUAAAGGAUAAGAUGAUGAUUGACCAGCCAUACCUGCCACUGCUCCACAUGCCAAAUUCACUACUGCAUUGUCAUAUCCAUGUUUUUCUGCAAUAAGAAAUAGAAACAGUUUUAUUGUAGUAAAAUAAUUUUGUUCAACAUCAUUUUCAAUAUUAUAAAUAUUUACCUUUAAUAAAUAUCUUUAAUGUACCAUAUGUAAAAAAACUGGUACCGGCAUAAGGUAUAAUGCCCAAUAUUGUUGGAACAUAACCUCGGUAAAAGCCUUUUAUGCCUUCAAUUUGAUAGGUCUUUCUAAACACCUAAAU
Molecule: messenger RNA, 31568 nt
Organism: Cinara cedri
Lineage: Eukaryota; Metazoa; Arthropoda; Insecta; Hemiptera; Aphididae
Source: the annotation of a GenBank genome assembly